GCGGACUACGACUCCCGUGCUGCCCCGCGCGGCAGGCCGGCGCGCUGAUUGGACGCCGGGGAGGCGGUGCCGCGCGCUAAUUGGCUGCGGCCGAGGUUUGAACAGGCGGAAGGCGGCGGAGCAGCAGCGCAGGCCCCGCAUCACAGAGAAGCCCCUCAGGAGAAGCCCCCGGGAUGGCCGAGAAGGACGAAAAGGAUGGGAAAGAUGGAAAUGAUGGAAGCACGGACGGCUGGGCCGACAUCGAGGAGCGCCUGGAGAAGAUCAGGGAGAGCCUGCACAGCCCCGGUGCCCCCCAGCCCCGCCGUGCCCGCGCGUGUGACCGUGCCCUGCGCUGGUGCGCGGCCGAGCUGGCACGGCCCGGCGGGCACCCUGCCCACGGCUGCCAGCUCACGGCCCUGGCCCUGGAGGCUGCCCAGCUGCACCUGAGGCUGCAGCCCGAGCCCCCCGAGCUGUACCUGGAGAGGAUCCUGUUCCACGUGCUGCGCAACGCCGCGCCCUGGGUGGGCCCGCCCGCCUGGGCCGUGGCCGAGCUGCUGCGGGCGCGGCUCCGCCACUGCCGCCGGCGCCACCGCGACUGGGCCGCCGUGGCCCGGGGCGCCUUCGGGGUGCUCUGGAGAUGUGCGGCCGCCAUGGCAGGGCCGGAACGGCCCCGGGAGGAGGGCAGGGCGGUGCUGACGGCCAGGAUCCGCGCCCUGCGCUUCCUGCUGCUGCUGGAGUCCCACCAGGAGCAGCUCUGCCCUCGGGAAUCCUUCCAGCCGCCGCUCUUCACCUCGCAGAGCGCCCAGCACGCCGCGGCCGCCGCCGCUCUCUACGAGGCUCAGAGAGCUCCGUGCCCGCUUUUCGUGGCCAAGCAGCUCCAGGAGUUGCUGCUGGACACGCUCAGGGAGGAAUCCCCAAAACCUCCAAGCCUCCAGGACUCCCUGUGCUUCCUGGAGCUCACCCUGGAGCGCUGCCGCCACCUCUGCAAGGCGCGGCGGCCCCGCGACGCUCUGGAGGCCCUGGAAGGUUCCAGAAGGUUCCUGGAGGGAGCUGGGAGUGCUCUGGGAGCCCCUCUGGAGCUGCUGGAGGCCGGCAUCCAGCUCAGCCAGGCCCUGCAGGCCAAGGCAGCGGGCGCCGUGGGGCCGGCGCUGAGGCGGGCGGGAGCGGCGCUGGCGGCGGAAUGUUCCGGAAGGUUCCUGAAGGUGCUGCUGGAGAGCUCCCAGUUGGUGCUGGGGCAGCUCGGGGAGGUGCUCAGGAGGGGCCGGGAGCUGCCCCUCGGCCUCCAGGAGCUGCCCGGCAUCUGCGGCUUCUGCCAGGGCCACGGGCGGGCGCUGCGGCGGCUGCUGGCACAGGUCCCUGCUGACUCCAUCAGGGAUCAGGUGGUGCUGACGCAGUUGCUGUUCCAGGGCCUCCAGCUCUUCUCCAACGCCAUCCAUGAAAUAUUCCAGCGCUGCCAGCCCUCGGAGGGGCCGGAGCUGGCCCAGGUGACCUCGAGCUGUGUCCAGAGCAUCACCUGGAUGCUGCAGGGGCUGCAGGGGCUGCCCGAGGCCGAGAGGGGCAAAUUCCUCGAUGUCACCGCCGCGGUCGCCGCCCGCCUGGGCCAGGCCCUGCAGAGCCGGAACGUUCCGGAAGCGGCCGGAGCCGUGUGCGAGCCCCUGUGCCGGGCAGUGCUGGAUGGGCACGGCUACAGCUGGGCUGGGGUCACCCCCGAGAGGCUCCACAGGUGUUUCCGGCUGCAGGUGCAGAGCUGGCGUUGCCAGGGGCGCCCAGAGCGGGCCCUGGACACGCUGGCACAGUGGCUGCUGGCCCUGGGGACGGGGUCCCAGGGCUCGGGGACCCCUUCCCAGGGUUUGGGGACCCCUUCCCAGCCCGUCCCAGGCCAGCCCAGCUCCCUGGUGGCCGAGCUGGUGGCGCUCUGGGCCAGGAUCAAGACGGAGGCGGCCAAACAGGGAGCGGAGGAGCUGAGGCUGAGGACCCUGCGGGACGCCCUGGAGUCGCAGUCCCAGCGCCAGCCCCCGUGUGGGGACGCGCUGCUGCAGCUGCUGCUGGCCGAGCUCCAGGCCUACAAAUGCCUGCGGGGCCCCACGGGGCCGGAGCGCUACAACGUGCUGUGCGACCUGCUGGGGCUGUGGGACCCCGAGGGCAGCUGGGACCCCCCGGGAGCGGGGGAGCCUGGGGGGAACCGGAGCCCCCCGGGAACGCCCGACCCCAACCGGAGCCUGCCCAGGGCGGUGGCGCUGCUGGAGCUGGGACAGCUCCUGUGCAACCACAGCUUCAGUGCUUACACCGAGUGCUCGGCCCUGGACGCCAUCCAGGAGUCCCUGAGGCUGCUGGAGUCGCUGGCCCAGAAUUCCCAAAUCUGCAAUUCCCAAAUGCGGGAUCAGCUCCUGGAUGAGCACGCCCAGGCCCUGCUCUGGCUCCACAUCUGCACCCUCGAGGCCCUCCUGGAAAAGAGCGUGGCCCGGGAUCGGCGGGGCCGGGAUCAGGAGCAGCCCCAGGGGGAGCCCGACGGGAUUCGCUGCAGCCUCGGCUCCGACCGCGCCCUGUGCAAGCCCCUGGACGAGGCCUUUUCCCUGUGGAAGAAGCUUCUGGAACAUCCCGGAGUCCCCUCCGUGCGCAGCCCCGAGCAGACCCUGAGCUCCCUGCAGCUCCUGGCAGCGCUCUACCGGCUCCAGGACAGGCCCCUGCAGGCCCUGCAGAGCUCGCGGCUGCUGCUGGCGCUGUGCCGGCGCCUCGGGGACGCGCCGGGGGCGGCCGAGGCCCUGAGCCGGAUCUGCGGGAGCCUCCUGGAGCUGGGGAGCGCGGGGCAGGCCCAGGUUUUCCUGGAGGAGCUGGAAUUUUGCCUGGAGGAGGACGAGGGCCCCGAGGAUUCCCGGCUGCUCCUGUGCCACUCCCGGCUCCUGCUGCGCAGCCAGCUCUGCUGCCUCCAGAAAAAGGCGGAUCAGGGCGUGCCCCUGCUGCUGCAGGCCCUGAGGGAGCCCCAGGCCCCCAGGCCCACCCGGAGCUGGUUCCUGGCCCAGGCCCAGGCCCUGCAGGUUCUGGCCUCGUUCCUGGAGCUGCCCCCGGCCCACCUGGAGGCGCCAACGCGGGAGCUGAUCCGGCGGCAGGGCUGGAGCAGCCCCCAGGUGGCCCUGCUGGAGGCGCAGAAGCUGCUCAGGAGCGUCCUGGUGUCCCUGAUGGGCAGCGAGGUCCUGGGCAGUGCCCGCGGGCGCCCGCCCGAGGAGCCCGGCCCCGACUGCGGCCCGGCGCUGGUGCACAAGUGGCAGGUGCUGGGGGACGCCCUGGGCUGCUGCCAGCGCCUGGUGACGCUGCUGGGCCACUGCGAGGUUCUGUGCAGGGCCAGGGCCUUCUGCGGCGAGGGGCUGACCAUGGCCGGACACCUGCAGGCCGCCCGCCGGUGUGCGUGGUUCCUGGUGCUGCAGUCCCAGCUGGAGCUGCAGCAGGGGGAGCUGGAGCUGAGCCAGUCCCACCUCCAGCACGCCCAGUUCCUGCUCCAGCCUCAGACUGACCCCAAACCCCUCCGGGAGCCCCGGCCCCGCCGGGCCAGGAUCCAGCUCCGGAAGGGCCCCCUGGACAGGAGGAAGGCCCUGGAGCCCGUUCCUGCCCCCGUUGCUGGCGGGGAUGAGGAUGAGGAGUUCCUGAAGGGCCCCUCGCUGGCCCUGCUGGCCCCGGCCGCGCUCCCGGAGCAGCCGGACGCCCUCACGGCCUCGCCGGAGCUGAAGGAGAGCAAAGCCUGGAAAAGUCUGGAAUUCCUGUCCCACCCCUCGGGCUGUCCCUGCUCCUUCUGCCGUGACCCUGCCCUGGUGGCCCUGGGGCUGCGCUGGCUCCUGGCACAGGCCAGGACGUGGUUGGUGGCCGGGGAGGUGGCACCGGGGCUGGCGCUGGUCAGGAGGGUGCUGCCGCGGUGUGCCAGCGCUGGCACCCGCCUGGCACGGGAGCUGUGGGGCGUGGGGCUUGGGGACACGGGCAGGGACAGGGACAGGAGUGUGCCAGACCCCUCUGGGGAUGGGGACAUGGUCAGGGAUGGAGACAGGAAUGUGUCAGACCCCUCUGGGAAUGGGGACACCAUCAGGGACAGGGACAGGAGUGUGUCAGACCCCUCUGGCAAUGGGGACAUCAUCAGGAAUGGGGACAGGAAUGUGUCAGACCCCUCUGGCAAUGGGGACAUCAGGGACAGGAGUGUGUCAGACCCCUCUGGGAAUGGGGACACCUUCAGGGAUAAGGGAAUUCCUGAGAAUGGGGACAGAAAUCAGCAGGACCCCUCCAGGAAUAAAAACCCCUCUGGGAAUGGGGACAUCAUCAAGGACAGGGACAUCCUUGGGGACAGGAGUGGGCAGGACCUCUCCAGGAAUGGGGACACCAUUGGGGACAGGGACCUGUGGGAUCCCUCCAGGGACAGAGACCCCUCUGGGGAUGGGGACACCAUCAGGGAUGGGGACACCAUCAGGAAUGGGGACCUUCCUGGGGUUGGGGACACCAUCGAGGUUGGGGACACCAUCAGGAAUGGGGACACCAUCAGGGAUGGGGACCCCCUUGGGGACAGAGACCCCUCUGGGAAUGGGGGCACCACCAGGAAUGGGGACACCAUCAGGGAUGGGGACCCUCCUGGGGAUGGGGACACCAUCAGGAAUGGGGACACCAUUGGGGACAGGGACCCCCUUGGGGACAGCACCCCGGGCCCCCUGGCUGAGCUGGUGGCCGCUGGCUACUCCGUGCUGGCCCUGCAGAGCCUGACCAGUCCCUCCCAGUGCCCCCCAGUUUGGGACGAGGAGCUGGAGCGGGGUCUGACCCUUUUGGGGUCCCUCAGCCCCCCCGUGGCCGGCCUGGGCGUGGCCGUGGCCACUCUGCUGCUGGCCAAAGCCGUGGCCACCCUCGGCCGCGUGGCCGCCGCCCUCGGUCACUCCAUGGACGAUGUCCUGGCCCAGGCCUGGACCCCCCGUCCCCCACCCACCCCCAACCCCACAAAACCCCAAAAAACCCCCAAAGCUCCCCCCAAAACCGGACCCCAAAAAGCCAAACCCCCCAAAACCAAGGCGGGGAAGACCCCAAAAGUGAAGCCCUCCAAAUUUGGGGACGUUUUCACCCUCGGAGACUCAGACCCCGAGGUUCCCCCCAUUGUCCUGAGACCAGGGGGGCCCUGCACCCCCCACCCCAAAUUGGGGGUGCCCCCAAAGGUGCUGCUGGGGGGGCCCGGGACCCCCUUCACCAUCUUCAGCGAGGAGCCCUCCCCGCCCGGGGGCCGCUCCCGAAUCCGCGGGGCCCCCAAAAUCCCAGCCAGGGUCAAGUCCCGCAUCCGGGUGACAUUCAGUGACAGCGACCCCGAGGAGCCCCAAAAUCCCCCAGAUCCCCCCAAAACCACCCAGAAAAGUUCCUGUGCCAAGAGGAGGAUUCAGCCCCAAAAAUCCCCCAGGAAUUCUCCAGGAAUUGGGGCUCGGACCCGGCGGGGGCGGCCCCGAAAGGAGCUGGGGACCCCCAAAAAGAGGGAAAAAAGGGGAAUUAAGCACGAGGAAAAUGUGGAAAAGAAGGAAAAUGACAUCCCCCAAACAGCUCUGGAAAAGAGGGAAAGGAGGGGAAACUCCAGAGGGGAAAAUGUGGAAAAAACGGGAAAUCCUAACAUGGAAAAUGUGGGAAAAACGGGAAAUCCUAACAUGGAAAAUGUGGAAAAAAUGGGAAAUCCUAACAAAGAAAACGUGGGGAAAAGGGGAAAUCCCAAAAUGGAAAAAACAGGAGAUCCCAAAAUGGAAAAUGUGGAAAAAAUGGAAAAUCCCACAAUGGAAAAUGUGGAAGAAGCAGGAAAUCCUAACAUGGAAAAUCUGGAGAAAAGAGGGAUCCCCAAAAUGAGAAAUGUGGAAAAAACAGGAAAUCCCAAAAUGGAAAAUGUGGAAAAACCAGGAAAUCCCAAAAUGGAAAAGGUGGGGAAAAGGGGAGAUCCCAAAAUGGAAAAAACGAGACAUCCCAAAAUGGAAAAUGCGGAAAAAAUGGAAAAUCCCAAAAUGGAAAAAAUGGAAAAUCCCAAAAUGGAAAAUGCGGGAAAAAGGGGAAACUCCAAAAUGGAAAAUGUGGAAAAGAAGGAGAAGGGAAAACCCAAAAAACCUCUGGAGAAGAAGGAGAACAGGGGUCCCCGCCGGGCUGGGGGUCCCCGGGAGAAGAAGGAGAGGGGGAAGCCCCAAAGUGGAAUUUUGGAGGAAAAGAGGAAUUGGGAAUUUUGUGGGAUUGAGGAGCGGGACCCGCUGAGGGCCGUGGAGGAGGAGGAGGAAGAGGAGGAAGAGGAAGAAAUGAGCUUCGAGCUCCCCCCGCUGCCCCCAGGUGGGGCCAGCGCGGAAAUGCCGGGAAUUGGGGACAAGGGGGACCCCCCAAAUCCAGAGGGACCCCAGCCCUGUGCCCGGCAUGGUGUCCCCUCACUGACCGCUGUCCGCUCGCUGCUGGCCGAGGCUCUGGCCUGGCUCGGCCGCUGUCCCCCCGGCUCUGUCUAUGCCCGGCUGUGCCAGCUGCUGGCGCUGGCGCUGGGGGACAGGGACCCGCUGGGCACGGCGGGGCUGCUGGCCGAGUCCCUGGGUGUCACCCUGCGCCACCAGCUGCUGGCCAUCGUCCACGCCCGGGCACGGAAGAAGAGGAAAGCAGCAGCAGCAGCAGCAGCAGCCGGAGGGGACAUCUCGGAUCAGCUCCGGGGCCUCUCCCUGGAUUCCCAGGAUUCCCAAAAUUCCCAGGAUUCCCAGGAUUCCCAGUCCCACCUGGCCGAGCUCGAGGAGCUUUUCCAGUUCAGCUCCGCGGGUUUGGGGCCGGCGCAGCGGGAGCGCUUCCGGGAGCAGCUCCAGAGGAUUCCCAGCGGUGUCACCGUGUGCCAGCUGUCCCUGGUCAGUGCCACCCCCGGUGCCCUCGGGGACACGCUGCUGCUGACGCGGCUGGAGCGCGGCCAGGAGCCCGUCAGCGUGCGCAUCGCCACCGAGCGCUGCCAGGCCCCCCUGAGCGGGAUCCUGCGGGAAUUCGAGCGGAUCCAGCAGGAGCAGCGCGAGGCCAACGCCUGCACCGAGCGCCAGCAGUGGUGGGAGCGGCGAUCCCGGCUGGACCUGCGCAUGCAGAGCCUGAUCCAGAGCCUGGACUCGGAGGUUUUGGGGUGCUGGCGGGGGCUGCUGCUGCCCCGGGAUCCUGAGAAUUCCCCCUUGGAUGAGCAGGAAUUGUCCCGACUGCUCCAGGAGCUCCAGGAAUGCGGCUGGGAGCGCCCCGAGCCCGCCCUGCUCCGGGUGCUGCUGUCCGUGCUGUCCCCGGCCGAUGCCCGCGCUGUGGCCGCUGCCCUGUGCCCGGCCCGGCCGCUGCGGGCGCGGCUGCUCCUGGACGAGGCCCUGGAGCGGCGCCGGGAGAGCGCCGGGGGCAGCGCGGGGUCCCUGGUGCUGCUGCUGGACAGGCACCUGCAGCGCCUGCCCUGGGAGAGCUCCGGGACCCUGCGGAACGUCCCGGUGACGCGGCUGCCGGGGCUGCGCUUCCUGCUGCGAUAUGGGCUGGGACAGCGCUCGGGGUCGGUGCUGAGCCGGGGCGUGAACCCCAAAAACGCCUUCUACGUUCUGAACCCCCAGCGCGACCUGGGCGGCACCGAGGAGCGGUUCCGGGCCUGGUUCGAGAGCGAGCCCGGCUGGCGCGGGGUCUCGGGGGCGGCGCCGACCCCGCAGCAGCUGCAGGAGGCGCUGGGGGAGCGCGACCUCUACAUCUACGCCGGUCACGGGGCCGGGGCGCGGCUCCUGGACGGGCAGAGCCUCGCCCGCCUGCCCUGCCGGGCCGUGGUUUUGCUCUUUGGCUGCUCCAGCGCCGCCCUGGCCCCGCGGGGAGCGCUCGAGCCCUCGGGCACCGUGCUCAAGUUCGUCCUGGCCGGGUGCCCGCUGGUGCUGGGGAACCUGUGGGACGUCACCGACCGGGACCUGGACCGGCUGGCGCAGGCGCUGCUGCGGGGGUGGCUGGGGGGGGGCCCCGGGACCCCCCUUUUGGGGCAGCUGGCCCAGGCCCGCCAGGCCCCCCGCCUCAAAUGGCUCAUCGGGGCCGCGCCCGUGGCCUACGGGCUGCCCGUCAGCCUCUGCUGAGGGGCCGGGGGAGUUUGGGGUUCCCUCAUGGCCGGGAGUGAGGGUUUGGGGUCCCUUUGUCACCUUUGGGGUUCCCCCCAUUGCUGGGAGUGAGGG
Molecule: messenger RNA, 8144 nt
Organism: Zonotrichia leucophrys gambelii
Lineage: Eukaryota; Metazoa; Chordata; Aves; Passeriformes; Passerellidae
Gene: ESPL1
Product: extra spindle pole bodies like 1, separase
Exons: 32
Coding region: 174-8048 (2624 amino acids)
Biological process (GO): meiotic chromosome separation; proteolysis
Cellular component (GO): mitotic spindle; nucleus; centrosome
Molecular function (GO): cysteine-type endopeptidase activity
Source: RefSeq, a predicted model, not a curated record